AUGCGUGAAUUCGCAGACUGUACAAGUCUUUCUACUCCACGUGUACGGAAUAACAGUGUACAUACCAUAAUAAGCAGUAACACCUUUAAAGAAUUAAGGGAAUUUAAUCUUUGCAAAAAUAACAUUACUUUUUUAGAAAUGAAUGCAUUUACAGGUUUAGUGGGCUUGAAGAAACUGCUUCUUUGUCAAAAUAGUAUUUUGUAUUGGAAUCAGAAUUUAAAAAAUGUCUUUAAGUUAGAAGAAUUAGACAUAUCAGGAAACAAUAUGAGAGGGUUUAAGUUUGAUAUGCUGCCAAAGAGUGUUAUGAAGAUCCUGGCAGACAACAACAACUAUGACUGUAAUUGCCAACUUCAAGAUGAGAUAAGAAAGUACUUACUCUGCAGUAGGAGACAAAAUAUCACAGGAGUUUGUUCUAUGCCAACGCAUUUAAGAAGUUUACAAUUGGACACUUUUUCUUUAAAAGAACCCUGCAUGAAUAAUUUCACAUGUCGUAAAGAUACAUCCAAGAGCUAUUGUAAGUGUGGUAUUGAGUAUACAGGAGAGUAUUGUGAAAAAAUAAUAUAAUCCUUGCUCAAAGAACCCAUGUAACAAUCAUGGUACGUGUUAUGUUACGAACCACAAGCUAAAAUGUAAAUGCAUGCAUGGAUUUUUUGGUCCACUUUGUGAGUACUUGCAAACAACCGCAAAAACUACACAAACAGGUACCGAAUCAGGUAGUACAAAGGUGACACCCACCAAGACAUUCUCCACUCUCUAUAUUGUCCUAAUAGUGGUAGCUCCUAUCACUUAACUUAUUAUUGCAGCCAGCGUUAUAUAUAUUGUAAAGGUAAGUUCGGCAACAAACUUUUGCUUUGGUAAUUAUUGGCUACUAGUAAUUGAUACUUUUUACGUAGUCUAUUUCCUGUGUUUCACAUCCUAUAAGCAUUCUUAUAGUUCACAUGUC
Messenger RNA from Hydractinia symbiolongicarpus, 943 nucleotides. Its product is annotated as leucine-rich repeat-containing protein 19-like. Lineage: Eukaryota; Metazoa; Cnidaria; Hydrozoa; Anthoathecata; Hydractiniidae. The record is from RefSeq and is a predicted model, not a curated record. Bases 1 to 564 code for a protein of 187 amino acids. The transcript has a single exon. Gene Ontology annotation, molecular function: protein binding.